AUGACAGUUUGGGUUCAACUGCCGGCGUUCCCGGUUCACUUUUACCACCGGGAAGUUCUUUUCUCAGUGGGGAACAUGAUCGGACGGACCAUUAAACUUGACUAUCAUACCCUGCAUCAACAGAGGGCCAAAUUUGCCCGGAUCGCUGUAGAAGUCGACUUAUCCAAGGCUCUGGUCACUAGGAUUCGACUCGACGGGGCAUGGCAGUACCUAGAAUAUGAAAAUCUGUCGGUGCUCUGUUUCGAAUGCGGCAAAAUUGGUCACACAAAAGAGUUCUGUCCCACCCUAAAACCGGAGACUCCUAAGCUCGCAAUUGUGGAAUUCGGAAAACCGCCGGAGCCGGAGAAAGCUUGCUCGUCGGAGGAAGAGAAGAUCGGUUUCGGGCCAUGGAUGGUAGUUACGCGGAAAUCGCGGAAGGGCAACAAAAUCCCGGAACUUGGAAAAGGAAGCUCGACCUCUGAUCAUGUAGAUGGCGCAAUUCAAGGGAAAGGAGGAAAAGGAAAGAUUACCAACAAGGAAAUCAGGCUGGGCACGGAUCAAGCAACAGGAAACAAAAAGCAAGGUUCCCAACGAGCAGAUACCACCAACGGCUAUGGAAAAUUGGGGAAAAACAAUAUAAUGGCGGCGAAACAGAAAGGAAAGGCCAAAGCCGAAGACCUAUCGGGGAUGGAAUCGGGCGAAGGGCUACUUGGGCCGGCCCCCCCACUCAUGCGGCCCAAGUCUUCUAAGCCCAGGGGAAAGGUAACCCAAGAACACCUGCAGAUGGAAGGCCCUUCAAGCUCAACAACUAAGACCAGCCCAAGCACAGGCCUGAAAGAAGGAAGUCAGCCUGCAACGCAGGCGAUCCCUGAUUCCCCAUCUCUGACUUUGGUCCCCAACUCUGGUGGAAUAUCCAUCCAGGUUGUUAAUUUAUCUCCCUCCGCCCUUGAUACUGGCAAACAGAUGGAGGCGACGACCCCGUCAGCUUCCGCGCGCACUAAGAACCAGAAGAAGCACCGGAAGAAACUUCAAUCCCCAAGUAAUUCCCCUCGUCCAUUUGCAGCGAAGGCCCUUCAGAUUUGGACACCAGUGAAGGACAAGAAGCACAAAGCCCGAACCAAGCUAGCCGCCCUCACGCUUCAAGAGAUCGAGGCAUGGACGGGGACUACCAAGCGCACGGAGGAAACGACAAUCUCUGUAGAACAAAACAGCGGUGAUGGGAUGACGGCCACUGAUGAGAGCCCAAAACCAAUUGACUCAUGA
Molecule: messenger RNA, 1242 nt
Organism: Linum tenue
Lineage: Eukaryota; Viridiplantae; Streptophyta; Magnoliopsida; Malpighiales; Linaceae
Source: the annotation of a GenBank genome assembly